AUGUCCGACUCGAAUUCACCCAAGGCGGACACAACUAGUGCCAGCCUUUUGGAGAACCUGCGGAAAUUUCGAUUUCAGAAGAAAUCUACUAGAAGGAUGAACACGUCUGAUGAAGAUAGUAACGUGAUGCCUCCAGAGAUUGCCAUCAGGCGCAAGACAGUCAACCGGAUUGAAGACAGUGACAGCGAUGCAGGAAGUCCUGUAAAGUCGCAUGCUUCAAGUUCAGAUUCUGAUAAGAAUUCUGAAACCAAAGAUAAAGAACAGAAACUGAAGUACCUGACCACCUUGUAUCCACUGAUUGAUUCCGUGGGUAUCCAGGAAGUAUUGAAUGGUGCAAACUGGAAUGUAGAGGAGGCCGAAGAGGUAUUGAAGAACAACAGAAAAAGAGCUCUAAAGAAAUCAGCUAAAACAAGUAAUAAAAAGCGGAGAAAAGUAGACUGUGAUGAAGAUGUGGAUGUCGAUUCUGAUGAAGCUAAUUACAAGAACAAAGUCUUUGAUAGCGAUGAUGAUUCCGAUGUGGAAAUAUCAAACGAUCUCACAGGAGAUAAGAAAGGCGUUCUUGAAUUCAUGCAGUCUGCUCUUGUUUCUGAAUUACUUCUAAUGUCUCAGUGCUCCCAAAAGAAGGCUCAAGCCAUCGUAGCUGCACGACCAUUUCACAGCUGGAGAGAGUUAGUAGAGAAGUUCCAAACACACAAAUAUUUGGAUACCGAAUUGUUAAAUUCAGCACAGGUAUUAUUAGCUACAAGACACGUAGUGGAAACUCUAAUGAAGAAAUGUUUACGGCUGUCGACCAAUAUGGAAAGAGCAGUGGCCGCGGGGUCAUCUACAGUAACGCAACAGCCAAAGGGUUUAUCAGCAGGAUUGACAUUGGCACCAUACCAAAUGGUCGGUUUAAAUUGGUUGGCAGUGCUACAUGCCCAAAAUGUCAAUGGAAUACUGGCAGAUGAAAUGGGCCUUGGUAAAACCAUACAAGUUAUCGCUUUUCUGACGUAUUUGCAAGAGGCGGGCCUUACAGAUGACAAAUUGGGUCCUCACUUAAUCGUGGUACCUAGCUCAACAAUGGAAAAUUGGAGCAACGAAUUAGAACGUUGGUCUCCUGGUCUGAAAGUCGUCCAGUAUUAUGGCUCUCAGGAUGAACGGAAGGAGAUGCGAAUGGGAUGGCGAAAUGGCGACCUGGACGACGUCGACGUUAUACUCACUACGUACAACCUCGUCAGUAGUACUCCGGAGGAACGUAGACUCUUUCGUGUUAUGCCCCUCCAAUACGUUAUUUUUGACGAAGCUCACAUGCUCAAAAAUAUGGGUACUAUUCGAUACGAGAAUCUUGUCAGAAUUAACGCAAAACAUCGGAUACUCUUAACUGGUACACCGUUACAAAAUAAUUUACUCGAAUUGAUGUCACUGCUGAUAUUCGUAAUGCCGUCAAUGUUUGCGGGCAAGCAGGCGGAUCUCAAGAGUUUGUUCUCGAAAAAUUCAAAAAUAUCGGCAGAUAAGAAAGAUGGCGAUCAACCUCAAUUCGAACAGGAACAAGUGAAGAAUGCCAAAAAGAUCAUGAAGCCAUUUGUGCUGCGUCGAUUGAAGUCUCAAGUACUUCGUGAUUUGCCACCAAAAUCAGACAAAGUCAUUCACUGUCCAUUAAUCGAGAAGCAACGCAACAUGUAUGAGAAUCUUGUGGCAGAAUUUUCAGCCGAAGCAGAUCAAAAUAAUGAAGUCAAUGGCAUUGGGAUGAUGAUGCAGCUUAGAAAGCUUGCUAAUCAUCCAUUGCUCAUUCGAGAUUAUUACAAUGAAAAGAAAUUAAAACUCAUAUCGAAGAGGCUAGCAAAAGAUCCAGGAUACAAGCAGAAGAAUCCUAAUUAUGUGUUUGAGGAUUUAUUAUGGAUGUCUGAUUAUCAAAUAAAUCAAUUAUCCCGAACGUAUAAAAGUCUUGCUGGACUUGGGUUGCCACAAGAACUUAUACCCAAGGCUGGCAAAUUACAGAAGCUAGAUGAACUUUUACCAGAAUUCAAAUCAGAGGGACACCGAGUUCUUAUAUUUAGUCAAUUCACAAUGGUGCUGGAUAUUUUAGAAGAAUAUUUAACCAUCAGGGGCCAUUCGUUUUUAAGAAUGGAUGGACAGACACCGGUGACUGAAAGGCAAGCCAUGAUAGACGAGUAUACCUCUGAUAAUUCUAUAUUUAUCUUUUUACUCUCGACAAGAGCUGGUGGUUUAGGUAUUAAUUUAACAUCUGCCGACACAGUAAUUAUACACGAUCUAGAUUUUAAUCCGUACAACGAUAAACAGGCCGAAGAUCGUUGUCACAGAGUGGGACAAAAGAAGCCGGUUACCAUAAUCAGAUUAUUAGGCCAAGAUACUAUAGAAGAAGGGAUGUAUCAAAUAGCUCAAGAGAAAUUACAUCUAGAACAACAGAUUACCGGAAACGAGGAAAGUGAGAAUACUGAUAAGAGAAGCGUCUUGAAGUUAUUAAAAAUGACUUUGGGAUUGGACCCUCAUAAUAAAUCUCUGACUCUCUCACCUUCGAAAAGCAUGAAUGGCUCGUCGAAUGGCUACGUCGAGGGCGACGGAAAUUGCGACCUAUGAUUGUAAUAUUUGCAUAACUCAACUUACGUCGUUUUUUACAGCAACAUUUUCCUUUUUCUAUCAAUUUUACCUUUCCCGUCCCGAAACGUGCGUGAUUUUAUCCAUAGUUUAGUUUUGCUCAUACAGUACCGCGUUGCGACUGGAGACUGAAAUUAAAUUUUCUCUUAAGGAGAACAUAAUAAAUUAUAAUCAUUUUUUUUUUACAAUAUACGAUCAUCCGAUCAUUAGGCAAUUCCUUUUAUCGAUAUAAUAUCCGAAACCAGCCGUGCCUGGCCCGUUACAAAUUUGUAAAUCAUGCAUUGAGACAUUCCUUUAUUUAUUUAUGAAUAGGUCCCAAUUAUUAUCUUAGCUUUUUUUUAAGCAUAUAAGAAUUCCUUUACAAUUCGAUAACCGAGAGAAAUUAUUUUGAAUGUGUGAGGAUAUUGAUAUUAUAGAAUUAAAGAAGAACAUGGGUUUUUUGUUACGUGAACUAAAGUGGUAUACAUUAAAUUACGUGUAUUGGCAGAGGAGCUGAGGUAUGAAAAUGCAAAAAAAAUUGAAAACCUUUUAAUCGUAUAAAGGCCACCGGAAUUUUUACUGGAGAAUUCGUAUUCACUGUGUUAAAUUAAUUGUCUCUAGCUUAAUAAAGAUAUCCAAAAUGGGCCAAAAACCUGUAACUAUCAACAUAUUCUUUGUUGCGCAUCUAAUAUCUAAAACAAAAGAUUUAUGUCUAUCCCCUUAAAAAAAUAAUACAUAAUCAUGACAAUUUAUAAUACAAA
This is a messenger RNA of Cephus cinctus (wheat stem sawfly), 3335 nucleotides long. RefSeq names its product SWI/SNF-related matrix-associated actin-dependent regulator of chromatin subfamily A containing DEAD/H box 1 homolog (gene Etl1). Gene Ontology annotation, molecular function: DNA binding; chromatin binding; ATP binding. NCBI's taxonomy places the organism in Eukaryota, Metazoa, Arthropoda, Insecta, Hymenoptera, Cephidae. The record is from RefSeq and is a predicted model, not a curated record. The coding region runs from base 1 to 2577 and encodes 858 amino acids. The transcript is spliced from 12 exons. Gene Ontology annotation, cellular component: nucleus.